Paramisgurnus dabryanus is the source of this 1799-nucleotide messenger RNA. The record is from RefSeq and is a predicted model, not a curated record. Lineage: Eukaryota; Metazoa; Chordata; Actinopteri; Cypriniformes; Cobitidae.
UGAACUGUUGAAGAAAAUGUUUCUCGUGUUUGCUUUUCUCCCUUUCUGCUUCACUUCUCUGGCUGGUGUGUUUGGUGAUGAAGUGAAGUCAGUGUCAGUGAUGGAGGGAGAUUCUCUUACUCUACACACUGAUACUGAACUACAGACAGAUGAUCAGAUACUGUGGAGGUUUAAAAGUAAAGGGUCUCUCAUAGCUAAAAUCAAUAAAGACACCAAUAAGAUCUCAAUAUAUGAUGAUGUUCUUGAUGGGAGAUUCAGAGACAGACUGCAGGUGAAUAAUCAGACUGGAGAUCUCACCAUCACAAACAUCACAACUCAACACAAUGGACUUUAUCAAAUAAUCAUCAGCGGCAAACAGAAGAUCUCAUACAGAUUCAAUGUUACUGUCUAUGCUCGUCUGCCUGUUCCUGAUAUCAGCAGAGACUGUACACAAAACUCUUUAUUAGUCUCAAAAUGUGUGUUGUUGUGUUCAGUGUUGAAUGUGAGAGAUGUGAGUCUGUCCUGGUACAAAGGAAACAGUUUAUUGUCCAGCAUCAGUGUGUCUGAUCUCAACAUCAGACUCUCUCUACCUCUGGAGGUUGAAUAUCAGGAUACAAACACAUACAGCUGUGUACUCAACAAUCCCAUCACAAACCAAACUCAACAUCUCAACAUCACUCAACUCUGUCAGCCAUGUUCAGGUACAACAGCUCUCACCUUCAUUCUGAUCUGUUGUGCUGUUGUUGGAUGUCUGAUGAUUGUCACUUCAGGUCUGAUCUUCUGGAUCUGUAGGAAACACACAAACACACAGCAACAGGUUCAAACCAGAGAAGAGGAAAUCACUUAUGCAAAUCCAACAUGGUAUUAAAGAGCAGCACAUUAACCGGGAUCUGCAGUAGAGGAUGAUGUGGUGUAUGCAGGAGUCAAGAGACGAUAAACAAACUCUCUGUGAUUCUCAGAUCAACAUUCAGCUGUUUAAUCAUCUUCACGUUCGGUUAUUACUUUAGAUAAAGCGCUUAUUACAUUUAAGAUGUCUGUGUUCUCUCUCUUACUUUCAAGAUUUUUUACUUCUCCAUUGAAUUCUGAAGCAUAAUACACGCUAACAAACGCUAAAAUGCAAGCAUACUUAAACAAUAUUUUACCAUGUUUUAAAUAAUGUUGAUAGACAACAGUUAAAAGAAAGACAGAACUGUACAUUAUCAGAAACAACUAAAGUAUUUGAUUUUAAAACACAAACUAUGUCUAAAUUUAAUUUUUCUAACUGAAUGCAUCUGACUUUAACAGGUUCAUUCAGGUUCAAGCGAUGCCUGAUGUGGAAAGAAAUGUGGUUUUGUAAUACUGGUGGACGUGAAAUGUGCGUUUUUAUUUAACUGUUUGUGGUUAAUGUGUAUAUGUGUGUGCAUGUGAGAGGCAUGAACAGUGUGUUUCUGUAAAUACUGUGUGACUUUAUUCACUGUACACAAAGCAUUUGAAUUCACCUAUGCUAAUGUUUACCAAAUAAAAGAUUGCUUUAAAUCAAACCGUAUUGUUACAGUCGUAUGCAAAAGUUUAAGAACCCCUGACAAUUUCCAUGAUUUUCAUUUAUAAAUAUUUGGGUGUUUAGAUUAGAUUUUUUUUUAAUUGGCAGUCAGGUCUGGGUCUGUCCCAGUUCAAUUACUUUGGGUCACAGGUCUAAUUCUCAUUGUGUGUAAAACCCGAGUCGAUUGGAGAACGGCCGUGAUCAGAGUCAGUCAGUGCUAACGCGCCUAAGCUCAUGUGCAGUUUCAAGUGUGCCUCUGGUUUCUAUGGUGAUACUGACUCUUGUUUUGAAACUAGCUUAC